AGGAGCCGCGCAGAGGAGGACAAUGCCCAAGUCAAAGGAACUUGUGUCUUCAAGCUCAUCUGCCAGUGAUUCAGAUAGUGAAGUUGACAAAAAGGCAAAGAGGAAAAAACAAGCAGCUCCGGAGAAGCCUGUAAAGAAACAAAAGACAGGUGAAAGUUCAAAAGGUGCAUCUUCUUCUAAGCAAAGCAGUAACAGAGAUGAGAACAUGUUUCAGAUUGGCAAAAUGAGGUAUGUCAGUGUUCGUGACUUUAAAGGGAAAGUCCUAAUCGAUAUUAGAGAAUAUUGGAUGGAUCAAGAAGGUGAAAUGAAGCCUGGCAGAAAAGGUAUUUCUUUGAAUCCGGAACAGUGGAACCAACUGAAGGAACAGAUUUCUGAUAUUGAUGAUGCAGUAAGAAAACUGUGAAGAAAAAGCCAUACAGAAACUUAUGAUUUUGGUUGUUCAAGCAGUCUUUUUCAUUGGCUUUUGUUUUCUAAAAUAUUGUUUUCCAAGGUAUUGUAUAUUUGGAUUGCAAACUGAUUUGUAAGAUGAAUACUUUUUUUUAUGUGCAUUAAAAGUGUAUUCUGAGUGAGGCUAUUUGUGUAUACUUUACUGAAAGGAAACAUGUUGCUUUCACCUCAUGUAAAAUAAAGAAAUUGAGUAAUAUGUAAUGCAUACUUGUUUAUGGCGUUUUGUUUUAAAAUAUUUGCU
Messenger RNA from Indicator indicator, 688 nucleotides. It is a transcript of the gene SUB1, whose product is annotated as SUB1 regulator of transcription. Gene Ontology annotation, molecular function: DNA binding; transcription coactivator activity. Bases 23 to 403 code for a protein of 126 amino acids. The record is from RefSeq and is a predicted model, not a curated record. Lineage: Eukaryota; Metazoa; Chordata; Aves; Piciformes; Indicatoridae. Gene Ontology annotation, biological process: positive regulation of transcription initiation by RNA polymerase II. Gene Ontology annotation, cellular component: transcription regulator complex; nucleus. The transcript has 5 exons.